Messenger RNA from Dibothriocephalus latus, 423 nucleotides. NCBI's taxonomy places the organism in Eukaryota, Metazoa, Platyhelminthes, Cestoda, Diphyllobothriidea, Diphyllobothriidae. The record is from the annotation of a GenBank genome assembly.
AUGCACGAUUCCGAGUCCGGUCUUUUUGACUCUGUCCAGGUGGAUGGCGGAGAAGAGAGUGCGAAGUUCGACUGUCUGGCCUGUCCGCCUCCUUUUUUACCCAGACAGCCCACGUUCCUAGCAAAUUCCAAGGCGCCGCCAAUCCAGUUCCCACGCCCUCCAUCUUCUUCCAUUCAAAUUGCAAUCAAGAGCCCGAGACAGCCAAACAGUGCACCUCCCCCCCCUUUAUACCGGAAACGGCGCCCACCCCAUCUCAACCGCUGGUUUGCUGGAAUGGUCGAAGAGGCGAACAGUGGGGACAUUGAGAAGAAGAAGAGGACGAAGAAGAAGAAGAAGAAGAAGAAGAAGAUUCGAUCGCUGGGACAACACUUUUAUUCGUUUGCCGUUUCGACAUCGGUCGCAGAUUCUUCAUCAGAUACAUGA